Messenger RNA from Mya arenaria, 1587 nucleotides. RefSeq lists its product as uncharacterized. NCBI's taxonomy places the organism in Eukaryota, Metazoa, Mollusca, Bivalvia, Myida, Myidae. Gene Ontology annotation, cellular component: membrane. Gene Ontology annotation, biological process: immune response. The transcript is spliced from 6 exons. Bases 110 to 1081 code for a protein of 323 amino acids. The record is from RefSeq and is a predicted model, not a curated record. Gene Ontology annotation, molecular function: tumor necrosis factor receptor binding.
UGCAAACAAAAACCAUUGUAAUAUAUUGAAAAUCUUUAAAGCAAUCUUUUAAACUUGGACACUCAAUGUCGGCAGUUCUACAUUUGUGAUACAUUAACACGUCGACUAUAUGGGCUUUCCGUGUCCUGAUGCACUCGGACUAUCCUUACUGACGGACUCCAGAGAAAUAUGCUGUGUGUUCUCAAAUAUCUAUACAAAAGACAACAACGAUACACCACGAGGAAAAACGUCGCGAUUUGAACAUAUUUUCUUUGGACUAACCGUACUUUCAGCAGCAUUGACAAUUCUUUUUGCUGUACUUUGUAUUGCCUUAGGAAAUAAAACCAAUCAAAGUGAAAGUACCAUAUGUCUAAACUGUGACGAGCUGAUAUUAUCAUAUAGCCCUUUUCCUCAUGCAAACAAGGAUAUCGAUGCGUUAAGGCAAGCGGAAAAUUCUUCACUUUGUUGUGGACCCCUUCUGAACAUCUCCAAACUUCUUCUCACAAAGGCAACAACGAGCAAACAUUUUGAACAGUCUCAGAAAGUCACUGUCGGAGACGGCUUUUACGAACUAUUUUACGACGAUUGUGACAAAGUUAACGGCAUCCGUACUCCAAAAGCAAAGCUUGCUGGUAUUGUUGACAUCUCACCAAGUCUGACGGUGAAUGGUCAUUCAAAACUGCUCUGGAAUAUAUAUAACUCCACGUUUACGGAACACAACUGUAUCCAUCUCUUUCAAGAAGGAGAAAUCUUCAUCAAGCAGCCGGGGUAUUACAUUGUAUCCUCUUUGAUACACGUUCGAAUACCAGCCACCACAAAUAACACUCUAAAGUUAAGACCACCGUCAACAAACAGCACGACUCUAUUCGAACACCAUGUGGAUCUAUUAUCACAUUAUUACGGACACACUCGAGUAUUGAUGCAAAGGAAAAGAUCGUUGGGACAAACCCAAAUGCUUGCCUUUACAAGUAUGGUUUCAUCUGUGUUUAAGUUUCAGAAGAAUGACCGAAUUUCAGUUUCCAUUUCGCACCCAGAGUACAUCAAUUUGAAUCACACUAUGAAUCACUUUUCCAUUUACUACUCUUACGAUUUUGAACUUUAAUUCAACCGUCAGUGGAAUGCAGUCAAAUGGACUGUUAUUCAAAAAACAGGAAGGACAUAUUAUGGUUUGGAAUGAACAAGAUACAAUAAUCUUUAUUUAAGUCGUGUAUAUGAUAACAAGAAACAUUAGCUACAAGAACUUUUUUAUCAUGUCACUAAACGACGGACACAAAAUGUAACAUCAAACAUAUAACAGAAGAAUAUCAAAAUGCCGUGUGUUUGUUUUGUAAAUGUUUGGGUAACAACCUUGGCAUUGUAAAGGAACGUUAAGUAAGAACACGCCUGUAGAUUAAACCAACGGUGAACUUAACACUUGAAAACAUAGCAGUUAUUUCAGUUUAAGAGUAUGUAUUUUUUUGAAACCGCUCAAACUCCUAGUAAUUUGUUUCAAACGAACUUGAUUUAUCAACAUGAAUGUAAAAUGUAUUAACACUUUUUAUUCUUUGAUUUGUUUUUACAAAAUGGAUUUGUUCUAGUUGAUAUUUCUAUUAAAUGUUUUGAAGAAUA